This is a messenger RNA of Talaromyces stipitatus ATCC 10500, 1650 nucleotides long. RefSeq names its product pyruvate decarboxylase, putative. Gene Ontology annotation, molecular function: carboxy-lyase activity; magnesium ion binding; thiamine pyrophosphate binding. The transcript is spliced from 2 exons. NCBI's taxonomy places the organism in Eukaryota, Fungi, Ascomycota, Eurotiomycetes, Eurotiales, Trichocomaceae. The record is from RefSeq and is a predicted model, not a curated record. The coding region runs from base 1 to 1650 and encodes 549 amino acids.
AUGGCGAUCAAGAUAGCAGACUACCUCUUCACCCGCCUUCGUCAACUGGGCGUUGACUCCGUCUUCGGUGUACCAGGCGAUUAUAACCUCCGUUUACUGGACUACGUGGAACCUGCAGGUCUACACUGGUCAGGCAACUGCAAUGAGCUGAAUGCUGCCUAUGCUGCAGAUGGAUAUGCUCGCAUCAAGGGUCUUUCGGCUUUAGUUACUACCUUUGGUGUUGGAGAGCUCUCGGCGAUUAAUGGAAUUGCCGGUGCGUUCACUGAAAAGGCGCCGAUUGUUCAUAUUGUGGGAACACCGCCACGACCGAAACAAGAAGGGCGAGUUCUUGUGCAUCACACCCUCGGAGAUGGCGACUAUCGGCAUUUCGCAAACAUGGCCGCACAUGUGACAGUUGCGCAGGCGAAUUUGACAGACCCACGACUCAUACCUGACCAGAUUGACUGGGUGCUGAAACAAGCGAUGGUGCAUAGCCGACCUGUCUACCUGGAGGUACCGGAUGAUAUGCCCGAUGUUUUUGUCGAAGCCAAGAACCUUGAGACUGCGAUCAAGCUCGAAUCUGCACACCAGAGCGAAUCUGAAAAGGCUGCUCUGCAACAAGUUCUCAAAAAAAUAUACAACGCCAAGCAGCCAUUGAUCAUUGUUGACGGAGACACUAGAGCCAUGGGUAUCACGGCCGAAGCCGAAGCAUUGGUCAGAAUGACAGGUUGGCCGACGUGGACCACCGCAUUCGGUAGGGCUUUGAUUAAUGAACAGCUUCCGAAUGUCUACGGCAUGUACACUGGUCCAUUCGGUGACGCAGUGUGGAAACAGUACCAUGAUAAGGCUGAUUUAAUUAUAAUCCUGGGACCUCACUAUAGCGAUACCAAUACUUCGAUAUUCACAACCCUUCCCAAUCCAGCUGUUUCAGUCACCUUUUCGAUAAACACCAUUCAAAUAGGCGACAUUACUUACCGAGACAUUUCCAACAAGUCUCUUCAGCGACUGAUCGACAGUCUAGAUGGGUCACAUAUCCCUGGGGCUGUCGGCCCUCCUAGGCCGGUUAUAACGGAGAAAGCUCUAGAUCCAUCUGGCUGCAUUACACAAAAACACUUCUGGCAGAAGGCUAAUCGUACCUCUUCAUACGGGAGCCAAACUUUCUCACUUCCCAAAAACACCCGUCUUUUCAACGCGAUCACCUGGUUGUCAAUCGGAUAUAUGCUUCCGGCCACGUUGGGAGCUACAUUAGCACAGCGAGAUCGAACGAAGGACGACAAAACACGGGCGUUUCUUUUCAUUGGAGAUGGAAGUUUGCAAAUGUCAGUGCAGGAGAUCAGCACUAUGAUUCGGGAAAAGUUGAAUAUCAUCAUCUUUGUUAUUAACAAUGGUGGGUAUACUAUUGAGCGUGCAAUUCACGGGAGAAACCAAAAAUACAACGAUGUUGCGUUGUGGAGGCAUACUCAAGCAACAAGUUUCUUCGGAGCGGACGAAAACCACGCCAAACACAAUAACUUUGUGAUUAGAAACUGGGGAGAUCUAGAAGAGGUAGUGAAAAGCGAAAACGUACAAGGGGGCAGUGGUGUUAGGGUAGUCGAGGUGUUUAUGGAAAGGGAUGAUGUGCGAGGAGCUUUAUUACCACUGAUGCAGGCUCGGAUUGCGAAUGGCGACUAG